Messenger RNA from Funneliformis geosporum, 217 nucleotides. The record is from the annotation of a GenBank genome assembly. NCBI's taxonomy places the organism in Eukaryota, Fungi, Glomeromycota, Glomeromycetes, Glomerales, Glomeraceae.
GCCUAAUAAAAAUAACAAAAAUGUACAGCGCUUCAUUUUACGAAUGCGAGAUAGACACACCUGUGAAAAGACAGAUAUCAAACAGCUCAUAAAAAAGGGCUUAAUACCCGAGUCUUAUAUUUAUGAAAUCCCAAAACCAGGUAAGCAGUUUGAAUAUAUUAUAGUUGAGAAUGAAUCAUCAGAGAGGAUGGGUGACAAAAUGGAAUAUCCAGAAGUG